Molecule: messenger RNA, 1098 nt
Organism: Kalmanozyma brasiliensis GHG001
Lineage: Eukaryota; Fungi; Basidiomycota; Ustilaginomycetes; Ustilaginales
Product: Transcription initiation factor TFIID, 23-30kDa subunit
Exons: 1
Coding region: 1-1098 (365 amino acids)
Biological process (GO): transcription initiation at RNA polymerase II promoter
Cellular component (GO): SAGA complex; nucleus; transcription factor TFIID complex
Molecular function (GO): promoter-specific chromatin binding; RNA polymerase II general transcription initiation factor activity
Source: RefSeq, a predicted model, not a curated record
AUGUCGAGCGCCGCUCCACCAGUAACGGCGCCCAUCUCGGGUCCGCAAUCAGCUCCCGUCGGUCAGCCGCCCGCGCCCUCCGCAUCCUUGGUCGCGAAGUACCGAGGCGCGACCGUCGAGGAUCUUCAAGUGCCUCCUGCCAUCUCGGUGCCUCGCUCUACUCCCAUCUCGUCCGCUCUGCGCGUCGCUCUCGACCAUGACUACUCGCAACUGCCUCUCGUCAGCGAGAAGAACCGAAAGCUGCUCGGCUACGUCCAGAAGGAUCGUCUCGAGGAGCAGCUCAAAAGCGGUAACGGCGACAAGUCGGUCGCUUCGAUCAUGACCAAGUUCUCGAGCGGUGCAUCUCCUUCUUCGUCCUCUGCCGCCGCUGCCGCCACCUACACCGUCAUCACCCCCGACACGGGUCUCGCAGAGCUCGAGGUGUUCCUCCAGUCGCACCCCUUCGCCUUCAUCACCGACCCCGGCCGGGCGUUUGUCCUCGGCGUGGCCACGCAGGAGGAUCUCACCAAGUACGUCUCCAGGCGAGGACUAGACGGCACUCGAUCCGGCGCCGCAACACCUACUCAGACCAGCACCACCAUUCCCGCCGUUGCUGGGGACGCCGACGAACCCAUGCCCUCCACCUCUGCGGCCGCUCCUGCCGGCUCGUCAACACAAGCACCCGCCCUCUCCCGCCGCGAAGAGGAGGAAGCGAGAAAAGAUCGCACGCUCGCCGAGUUCAUGCAGCUGCUCGACGGCUAUACACCCCUGAUACCCGACCAGGUCACCGACUUCUACCUCGAAAAGGUCGGUUUCGAAUGCCACGAUGUGCGCCUCAAACGAUUGUUGUCCCUGGCGGCGGAGAAGUUUGUGAGCGACAUUGCGGCGGAUGCAUUCCAGUACGCGAGGAUCAGGACGAAUGCGGGGCCUGGUGGGCGUCCGCGUGGGCAGGUUGGUGCGGGCGGUGCUGCCGGUACUGGUGCAGGUGGUGCCGGUGCAGCGGGGGCACUGCCUGCGAACGUCAGGGAUAGGUCAAGGACGGUUCUCACCAUGGACGAUCUGAGUGCGGCGCUCGGAGAGUACGGUAUCAAUGCUCGCCGCGCUGAGUACUUCCGCUAA